Messenger RNA from Fonsecaea erecta, 333 nucleotides. RefSeq lists its product as hypothetical. Lineage: Eukaryota; Fungi; Ascomycota; Eurotiomycetes; Chaetothyriales; Herpotrichiellaceae. The record is from RefSeq and is a predicted model, not a curated record. Bases 1 to 333 code for a protein of 110 amino acids. The transcript has a single exon.
AUGACUUCGAAGUCCCGUCUCCAUCCUCUCCAGUCCCAUCACAAAAGACAAGAAUGUGUCGAGCACUUUGAGAGGAUCCUCCUAUUCCCGUUGGAGCACUCGGUCCCCCAGAAGCAACAGGGCCACUGGGAGCAACCAGUCCCCCAGGAGCAACUGGUCCCCCAGGAGCAACUGGUCCCCCAGGAGCAACCAGUCCCCCAGGAGCAACUGGUCCCCCAGGAGCAACAGGACCCCCAGGAGCAACUGGUGCCCCGUGAGUUACUGGUGCCCCGGGAGCAACCGGUCCUCCAGGAGCAACAGGCCCCCCAGGAGCAACUGGUCCCCCGUGAGUGA